AUGAUGGACGCUUUAACACAAAUAAUGUUUGGUGGAUUAUUGCGAGGAGUAAUGCUGGUUUACUUGGGAUAUUUCAAUGGUAUCGUGAAGAAGUGUUACCGAAGGAGACUGAUCGAGGAAGGGGUAGAAGAGGCGAAGAUGGCAGCACCUCCGAGGAGGACGUUCAUGA
Messenger RNA from Cooperia oncophora, 169 nucleotides. The record is from the annotation of a GenBank genome assembly. NCBI's taxonomy places the organism in Eukaryota, Metazoa, Nematoda, Chromadorea, Rhabditida, Trichostrongylidae.